Penicillium mononematosum is the source of this 327-nucleotide messenger RNA. RefSeq lists its product as uncharacterized. The record is from RefSeq and is a predicted model, not a curated record. NCBI's taxonomy places the organism in Eukaryota, Fungi, Ascomycota, Eurotiomycetes, Eurotiales, Aspergillaceae. Bases 1 to 327 code for a protein of 108 amino acids. The transcript is spliced from 2 exons.
AUGGCAGCUGCCGACGAGACUAUAACGGAAACACGGAACAUCGAACGCAGUAUCGGCCGUAGCUGCGGCUCCGUUUUCGCCAGCACGCUUGCACAGAGCCUGUCUAGCGCAGCAAGCCAACUCCUUGACCCCCGUGAGAGGUCUCAGCCAUCUCAUUCCCUCCUCCCCAAUAAUACCCAAGGCCCGUUGUUCUUCCGACCCAAAUGUUACCUAGUAGCCGCUCUCGUCGAGGCUAACAAGCCUAAGGAUGAGGCCAUGGCUAUCAUCGAUGCUAUAGAGCAAUUCAUGGAGAGACAGAGAAAGUUCUAUGAGCCGCGCGCUUGCUAA